Thermothielavioides terrestris NRRL 8126 is the source of this 2189-nucleotide messenger RNA. RefSeq names its product glycoside hydrolase family 30 protein. Lineage: Eukaryota; Fungi; Ascomycota; Sordariomycetes; Sordariales; Chaetomiaceae. Gene Ontology annotation, molecular function: glucosylceramidase activity. The record is from RefSeq and is a predicted model, not a curated record. The coding region runs from base 352 to 1797 and encodes 481 amino acids. The transcript is spliced from 2 exons. Gene Ontology annotation, biological process: glucosylceramide catabolic process.
ACAAGCUUGGCAUUCUGCUACAGCGUUUCACAACGCCGGUGGGUUACGCAACAAAGCAACGGCGGCAGGCAAUCAGCACUGGCGCCUCGGGCCACGAUAUCCCCCCAAGGUUACAUUCAUCCCUGACACGCGGGGUGCAAGCCCUCAAAGACUCCGGGGAAGGACCGACUUGAGAUGACAACAAGAGACUGACCGAGACGACACAAUUGCACGGAUAACACGAGGAGUCAUGCCUCGGCCCGUCUGGCUGAUGCGGAACAUGUCUACUUAAGAGCACGACGUGCCGGAACGGCCGAAGUCCUGAUACUGGGCAAGGCGACCUCCCUGGUUCGACUGCGACUCAUCAUCACCAUGCCGUCCCUGAAACUCGCUCUGCUCGCAGCCGCCGGGGCAGCCUUCGGUGCCACGCUCCACGCCCGGGCUUCGCCGCAGGCUUAUGCCUCAAGUGGCGACGGCACCUACAAGCUCUCGCCCGUCGCUGCACCGGUUCGUGGUGCUGGCAGCCCGGGAAGCAACUCCACCUGGAAGCUGUCCAUCAACGACCAGUCGUCCGGUUACAAGCAGACCGUCAAUGGCUUCGGUGCCGCUGUCACGGACGCCACCGUUGCGGUAUUCAACGCGCUUCCGGCAGACAAGCUGACGACUCUGCUCCAAGAGCUCAUGACGGAUGCAGGCGCCAAUUUCAAGCUGAUGCGCCAUACCAUCGCCUCCUCGGACCUGUCUGCCGACCCGGCCUACACGUACGACGACAACGGCGGCAACGUCGACACCUCGUUCUCGUCUUUCAAUCUGGGCGACCGUGGCACCGCCAUGGCUGAACUUCUUGCCAAGAUGAAGUCUCUGCAGCCCGACCUGACCAUUCUCGGAAGCCCGUGGAGCCCGCCCGGGUGGAUGAAGCUGAACGGUGUGAUCGACGGGACCACGGUCAACAACAAUCUCAACCACGCCUACGCCAGCCAGUUCGCCCAAUACUUCGUCAAGUACCUCCAGGCCUACCAGUCGCAUGGUGUCACCAUCGACGCCAUCACCAUCCAGAACGAACCCCUGAACAGCCAAGCGGGCAUGCCUACCAUGUAUGUCUACGCCGACGAGUCUGGCAACCUGAUCCAGCAGAACGUCGGCCCAGCGCUGCGCGCCGCGGGAUUCAACACGGCAAUCUGGGCGUACGACCAUAAUACCGACGUCCCCAGCUAUCCGCAGACCGUCCUGAACGAGGCGUCUGAGUACGUCAACACGGUGGCCUGGCACUGCUACGCCCCGAACAACAACUGGGGAGCCUUGACCACCUUCCACAACAGCAACCCGAACGUCGACCAGUACAUGACGGAGUGCUGGACGUCGACGACGACCGCCUGGAACCAGGCGGCGGACUUCACCAUGGGGCCGCUGCAGAACUGGGCCAAGGGCGCGCUGGCCUGGACGCUCGGCACGGACAAGUCCGAGGGCCCGCACCUGUCCGGCAGCGGGCCGUGCACCACCUGCCGCGGCCUCGUCACCAUCGACACCAGCGCCGGGACCUACAACCUCGAGGUCGACUACUACAUGAUGGCCCAGUUCAGCAAGUUCAUCCCCAAGGGCGCCAUCGUGCUCGACGGCUCCGGCAGCUACACCUACUCGGGCGGCGGCGGCAUCCAGUCCGUCGCCACCCUGAACCCGGACGGCUCGCGCACCGUCGUGAUUGAGAACACGUUUGGCAAUGCCGUGUACGUGACUCUUACCACCGCUGGUGGGGAGACCUGGAGCGGGCUGGUCUACGCGAACAGCGUCGUCACCUGGGUGCUCCCGGCGGCGUCGUAAGUCGAGGGGCAAAGGCGUGGAGGACUGGACUGUGUAGCCAAAUCGAGGCGGUAGUCGACAAUUGCCUUGUUGCAAACCGUAAUACCAUCAGUUCGGUUCCGUUACUCCAUCCUCCUGCCCUAUCUGGCCCUGUCAUGGCCAGUCUGAGACUGGACACGGCGUACAGUUGUCGUCUGAUUGCAGGUAUCGCGUUCUUUCUCUCAUCGUUCUGUUCCAGCGGGACGCUGGUCGCAAGCGGGUAAGCUUCGAGGUCAUGAACUUCGUUGGCAUCUGCUACGACGAGAACAUCAAUUCCAACCUCGAAGGUGAACUGCUCCUCAACAUCGCAUGACUUACACCCUUGUCUGUCUCGUCUUGAGCUGGUCGCGACUGCGGGGCAAACUGGCACUCGC